Molecule: messenger RNA, 3111 nt
Organism: Fusarium odoratissimum NRRL 54006
Lineage: Eukaryota; Fungi; Ascomycota; Sordariomycetes; Hypocreales; Nectriaceae
Product: ribonuclease Z
Exons: 1
Coding region: 112-2859 (915 amino acids)
Biological process (GO): mitochondrial tRNA 3'-end processing
Cellular component (GO): mitochondrion
Molecular function (GO): 3'-tRNA processing endoribonuclease activity
Source: RefSeq, a predicted model, not a curated record
AAGAAAAAAGUUGAUUGUUUCAAGCAGAAAAUAUCGUAUCGAUUAUGACAUAGGCAGAUGAUACAUUUUUGUAUCACGCCGAUUUCCCUCUCAACUCUUUAAAACUCUCUCAUGCAAACAUGGGGCACUCGACGCCUCUCACAUUUAUUCAAUUCUUGUAGCCUUCCAUUACUACCAACCUUUUUAUCUCAACGCCCCCCACCAUCAACCUCACCUGGACUCUAUUUCUAUAGACGAGCCUGGAACAGUUCAAACCCAAAAGUAAAGUCUCGAGCUUUCAGGAAACCUCGCCUGUUCUCAGAAUCUAUCGUAAAACCAAAAGUGAGCGAUUAUUCUGCUGGUAUUCCAAUGGCGACUUCAGUUGAGAUCGCUUCUGCGCCCACUGUGGACACUCCUGGCACUUGUCUCUUUGUCCACAGUGAGAGACGGGCAUAUUUGUUUGGCCGACCCGAAGAAGGGACUCAGCGCGCUUUCCAGAGCAGGAGACUAGGAAUGGGAGCAACGGAACAGGUCUUUCUCAGCGGCAGUGUUUCAUGGGAGUUGGUAGGAGGUCUGUUCGGCUAUGUUCUCACGGUUGGUGGCGCACUAGAAGCUAGCAGAGAACAAACUGCAGUGAUGAAUGAGGAAAGGAAGAGCAAGGGUCAGAAGUUGACGAAGCAGGCUGCUUUUGAAACCAUUCACAUCCACGGUGGCGAGAAUCUGAACCACACUUUGGCCGCAUGCCGUCCCGUCAUCUUACGACAGCCGAUUUCCGUGCGCACGCAUGAGCAUAGAGAAAACCCUCGGCUUGAGAAAAUCGAGAGCAUAGAACCCGACUGGAAAGACGACGUGCUUCGUGUAUGGAAGAUUCCGAUUCAACGAGAUCGCUCUAGCAGCCCAAAGAAGCGUCGCAGGUCAAGCGCCAUCGUUGGAGACCAAAAGAAACCACAGUUCAAAGAAUGGUCACCACUUUCGGACCCUGAAUAUGCGUCCACUCUUGUUGAGAAGGUCAUGUUCAAUGGAAAACUCAAAGGCAACGGUAUGCUCAUCCCCGUCAAGCUGAGCGAGGUCAAGCCCAGGGAUACGGUCUUUACACGCCAAGAAGGCGAAAUAAAACUGUACAAGGGCCCGAGACCUGGCGAUGGGUCAGAACUGACAGAACCGGAUCAAACUGUUUGGGUGUUCCCCGAGAAGGAGGCUCAAAUUGAUCGCAGCGCGGAUAUCAUCAACGUGACACAUCGACGACUGCCCCCAACAAUCUACAGCCAAAGCUCUAUGUGCUAUAUCGUCAAAUGCCUCGAUCGUCGCGGGAAAUUCAACCCUCAGAAGGCCAAGGAGCUUGGGGUACAUGUCACUGACUUCAGGCAUUUGACUGCGGGGAGCACUAUAGUGACAAAAGAUGGCGUCACUGUAACUCCUGAGCAGGUCCUUGGCGAGACUCAGCCUGGUCAAGGAUUUAUCCUCGCUGAUAUCGAGUCUCGCGAUCUUAUCAACUCUUUCAUGGAGCGACCUGAAUGGUCUAAUUCUGAAUUGAUGUCUCAUGUGGCUAUCGUGUACUGGAUUCUCGGCCCUGGAAUAGCAGACGAUGCUAGAAUUCAGAAGUUUGUGGAUGAGCACCCCACGAUGAAGCAUUUCUUUUGUGCUCAAGACACCUGCCCCAAUAUGAUCUCUCUGGCUGGACCUGGGCAGUUACAGACCAAGCUACGGAGGAUCGACCCUGAGAGAUUCACUCUCCUCAAGUACGAUAACGAUAUCAAGGGAGCCAUGCCAAAUGGAUCACAAGUUGAGUCUGGCCGGAUAGGAAACAAAAUUUCGCUCAUGCCCCGACUCAAAUUUGGCGAAGGCGAGAUUGCCCCGUUUCCUGCUCUCGGAGAGGCAGCUCAGUCUGUCAGUGAUGAGAUUCUCGAAUUAGCACGAAAGGCUCGUGAAGAGACAUCUGAUCCUGAGUUUCUGCGAAAAUUGGAAGAGGAUGAACAAGAUAUUCCCAGCCGCGAUGCUGAAAUCAUCCCCCUUGGAACUGGCUCUUCAAUCCCAGGCAAAUAUCGCAAUGUUUCGUCAACACUGAUUCGGGUGCCUGGUAUUGGAAACUAUCUUCUCGAUGUUGGUGAGGGCACUUUGGGUCAAAUCCGACGUCUCUUUGGAGAGGAGGAAACUGGAAAUAUCCUCCGAGAUCUCAGGUGCAUUGUCAUCAGCCAUCUUCACGCUGAUCAUCACCUUGGUACUCCCAAUUUGAUCAAAGCUUGGUACGAACACACCAUUGAAGACACCAAUGCCAAGUUAGCUGUAUCUUGUGUAUCAAGAUACAAGGCGCUCCUGGAAGAGGUCUCUCAAGUCGAGGAUAUUGGUUUCCACAGACUACAUUUCCCCAAUUGCAAUAGCACCAAGCCCGAUAAGCUCAACAACGGUCGCUUUGUGAUCAAAAACGGCGACUUCGGGCUCCGUGCUAUCAAGCGCAUUCCAGUUCCUCACUGCUGGCUCUCCUACGGAACAGAACUCGAGCUCACAUCCGGUCUCCGCAUCGCAUACUCAGGUGACUGCCGUCCCUCAGACGAGUUUGCACAGGAGUGCGAAGGUGCCCACCUACUUGUUCACGAGUGCACGUUCGACGAUGACAUGUUGUCUCACGCUAAGAAGAAGGGCCACUCUACGAUGGGCGAGGCACUAGAGAUUGCGCGCAAGAUGAAGGCUCGAAGGACGCUGCUCACGCACUUCUCGCAACGCUAUGUCAAGGCUGAUUCGUUGAAGAGAGACGAGAGAGGUCGGGCUGGUGAGGCGCUCAUGGCUCUUGAUCUCAUGAGUGUUAAGCUGGGAGAUUUCAAGAAGGCGGCUGCUUUCCAGCCUGCGAUUGCUAUGCUCAUGGCAGAUGCGGGUGACAAAUAAAGUCCAUGGUAUGAAUAGACUUGUAUGAUAGUAAAAGCAUAGAGUUGUAUCGCUAUAUAUGACCUGUUGAUGACUACUGUUCAAGUCUACAGAGCCUUAGGAAUAGAAUAGAUGCGAGUUUCUCCCAUAGGAACAUGACUUGAAUUAUUCAUAGCCGUCAACACAAGCUCUAAGGGUACAAUAAUAACUUUACGAAUUAGAAGCUCACCAGAUGUAGAUUGAGAACCAAUUAUACAUUCUAUCCAUGUCGAG